CAACCACCACCAUCCCAAUUUUUUCUCAACAUCCACCCAAUAUCCCAAACACAUCCGCCAAAUACGCGACAAUCUACAACCCACGCCUCCCAAUCUCCCCUAAAAAAUCUCACAAAGCCCAGAACCAAGAAAUCAAAAUGCACAACGCGCAUCACACGCGCUUCCACAUAA
Bipolaris victoriae FI3 is the source of this 171-nucleotide messenger RNA. RefSeq lists its product as hypothetical. The record is from RefSeq and is a predicted model, not a curated record. The annotation marks the transcript as partial. NCBI's taxonomy places the organism in Eukaryota, Fungi, Ascomycota, Dothideomycetes, Pleosporales, Pleosporaceae. The transcript has a single exon.